ACGCACAUGCGCACUGGACGUAAUCUCAGCCAUUUUUUGAAGGAAACUAAUUAGCAGGAAUAAAGAGCCAAGUGUUUUUCCCCCCACAGUGAUCAGAACUCAUUCUACCUCUGGAGCUCGCACAAACCCCUCCGUCCCCCAUCGCCUGUUUACUACAGCCUAUAUGUAGCUUUAAUUACACUGUUGUUUGGUAACAACUUGGACCCCGCUGCUCUCUCUCCCUCUCCCCGUUUUUUUUCUUCCUCCUGGCUCCGUUAAAACGCAGAGGAUCAUUCAUAAGGAAUGAGUGGGCUCUCUAUACGAUUGUUUUCUGGACUACUUCACAUUCAGCGUACGGAGCUUUGUACCAGAGCCGCUGCAGAAAUGUGGGGUAGUAAUGCCUGGCAGCUGUAGCCUCUGGUAUGGACAGCGGUGAGGGAGGAGGAGGGGAUGGAGGGGGAGGAGAGGAGAGAGAUGCUGACCUCAGUCCCCAGGCUUUAUCUCUUCCUCUCCUGACCCUGGCGGUCAUUCCUGAGCAGGGGUCAUCCUCUCAUACCUCAGCCAUGGCCCCUGCCAAAGAGCCCCUGACCCUGCCUCAGCAGCAGGAGGAGGAGGGCGCAGAGGGGUCCCAGGCUAGAGAAGAGACCCAGGGAGGUGAGCGGAAAGAAGGAGGCCGACGUUCACAGGAGAAUGGAGCAUGUCAAAAGCAGGGGAAGAAGGAAGACUUCGGGGAGGGAUAUUUGUCAGGGCAAAGGAAGGAAGAAGGGGAGGUGCAUGUAGGUGUGGGAGAGGCGUCAGUUACAGGGGGCCUCCCAGCAGCCCUUAGCAGCAGAGGCGGAGAGGAGGAGAAGGAAGAGGAGGAGGCCAUCUCAAACCAAAGCCAAACCAAAUCCAAAUGUUCUUUAUUACCUCAACAGAGCCAGCACAGCUCUUCUUCCAGCACUGCAAAGGCCAGUGGCACACAUGACAGCAAAAUAGCCGCCUCUCCAAAGCCCUCCCCCACUCCUUCCACCUCUCCAAAGCCCUCCCCUUUUCUUUCCACCUCUCCAAAGCACUUCACUAGCCCGUCCUCCUCUUCUGCCCUGCUGAGCGAGACAGAGGUAAAAGACAUUAAGGGAGAUCAGGGCUGGAUUUCUGGGUUUCCUCAGAGCUUUAAAUCCCAGCAGUCUACUCUGGCUUUUCCACUGGCAGGGACGGAGCCUGCCAGAACACCUGCUGAGGAUGAUGGGCCGGCAGGGGUUUCUCACUCUUCCAUUUCCAAUGGAGAUGGUGCCAAAGCUCCAGAACCAAAUGACAGCCAGCUAGACGCAGAGGUGGAUGACGAGAGAGACAAAGAAGGGGAACAGAAAGAAGCUGUCCUUAAAAACCUCAACCAAGACCUCUCUCCAAAUUCACUGACUAGUCACAUGACCAUAAUGCACUCACGCAAUUCCUGCAAGACCCUGAAAUGCCCCAAGUGUAACUGGCACUAUAAGUCUCAGCAUACACUGCAAGUCCACAUGAAAGAGAAACAUCCGGAGACGGGAGGCCAGUGUGUGUGUGGCUCCUCCGGGGGAAAGUGUGUGUGUGGCGGUGCAACACGAGGUGUGUGUGGAUACUGCAGUUCGGGGAAACCCCAUCCUCGCUUGGCCCGUGGUGAAACCUAUGCCUGUGGCUACAAGCCGUACCGCUGUGAGGUGUGUGACUAUGCUACCUCAUCGAAAGGCAACCUCAGCAUACACAUGCAGUCGGAUAAACACCUUAAUAAUGUUCAAAAUGGGGGACACUCGAAUGGUCACAUGCACACCUCUCACAUUAGCAACAGCAGCAGCUCCUCCAACGGUCACACAGUGGAUGAGCCAGUAUACAAACUCCCGCUCUCUAUUCCCACGCCUACUACCCAGCCCGCCAAGCUCACACCACCUGCACACUCUCACUCUCACGGUAAGCGGUGGCGGUGUGAUGUGUGCGACUAUGAGACCAGCAUUGCCCGCAACCUGCGCAUACACACCACCAGCGAGAAACACACACAUAACAUGCUGCGGCUCCAGAGAGGUUACUAUCUGUCUCACUGCAGGAGCCUUGCGCCACAGUUUAAACACCUACAGAACGCAGGUGCUGAGCUCACUUUGAACAUGCGACUAACCAGUCAGCAAGUUGCAGAACAGCCAGUCACCCUUGGGUCUACGCUUACUCCCUCUCCCUCCCCAUCCCCCUCCCCUCCUCCAGCCCCAUCUCUGUCCCCCACUGGACCGCUCUCUCAGGGCGUGUUCCAAUGCCUUGUCUGCUCCUGUUUUUCGUCCGACAGCUUGGAGUCUGUUGAGCAGCACCUGAACGCCCCUCGCUCCUUACCCCAGUCUGAGUGGUGCUCCCUUGUUGCUGGUGGCUGCCACUGCAGACUGUGCGGCUACACCACCCCGCUGAGGGCUAACUUCUCCUUGCACUGCCAGACUGACCGACACCGCACCCGGUACCAGCUUACUGCUCACCUCCAGGAGGGCGGAGACAGGGGUCAGGAGGGGGCUGCCCUUAUUGCUAAGGGCAACCCCGUCCAGCUGAGGUGCAACCUGUGUGACUACGUGACCAGCAGUUUGGAGAAGCUACGAGGACAUUCCCUGAGUUCACAUCACGAGGCCAGCGUUCGGGUUUACAGAUUCCUGCAGCAGUAUGAUGGUGAGGUUGAUGGAGGUUCGUGGCUGUUCCAUUGUCUCCUAUGCAACCACUCCUCCUCUUCUAAACUCCAAGUACUGAAACACAGUCAAACCCCAACCCAUCAGCAGAGGGAAGGGCUACUGCAGCUGCAGCCAAUGGGCGGAGAGGAGCUGGCAGCCAUUUUUACCAUCAGGAAAAGCCCUGAUGGUGUCACAGGAGAACUCAGUGAGGAUAUGGAAACUUCCAGUGAGACCACCACUGGUCCUUUGGAAACAACCAAAGACACAUGCGACUUGGGAGUGAAGCAGAUAUCUGAGGAGACAGAAGAAACUAAGGGGGAGGAAAGAGAAAAGAGGGAAUCACUGCCCUCAGCCAAGCGUCCAUCCUCUGGAUGCGAGGAAAUGGAAAACUCCAUCUCAACCAAACGCCCCAGAAUACACCAGCAAAAUGAGAACCAGCAGACUGUCCAGUGCCCUUUGUGCCAGGUUAAACUCCCAUACCCACACCUUCGACAGCAUCUCACACAUGUGCAUAGCGUAGCGCAAGACUGUGUGGACAAGCUCAUCAGCACAGUCACACCAUCCAUGGAACAACCGCAGCCUCAGCUGGAGACAGAACUACAGACAGACUCGCGCACAGAUGAUACUCAGAAAAAUAAAACCGCCAAGAAUAACAAUGCAAAUUGUUCCCAUACUGCUGAUUCAAUUUCCUCUGUUGAUUCUCAGAAAAGCAAAGGCAAUUCAGUGGCAAACACUGAGGGAGAUGUAGCCGCACCCAAAGAUGUCACAGCUCUACUUACCCCACCCCUAGAAGACAACACCACUCACCCUUCCAAUGGGAGACUGGCUCCUCAGUCCCCGACUCAGAUCCCCCCCUCCUCACCACCCACCUCCCCACCUAGCGAUCCCCCUUCCCUUUCUGAUCGCCAUGGUUACCGGUUCCGUUGCAGCAGGUGCAGCCUGGCGUUCCCCACUCAGGAGAAGCUCCAGCUGCACUGGCAGUACCAUGCCAUGAGGGCGGCGACAGAGUGUCCCCUCUGUUCUAGACAAUGCCGCAGUCAGGAGGCCCUGCAGAGACACAUGCAGAACACGCACUCACAGCUGGACAACACACAGGGGCAGAAUACACUCUUACCGCCUCAUACUGUUCAAUACAUGGAGCAUAAUAAGAGUUCAGUUCAACAAGAGUUUAGUUUAUCACCUCAAGCCGGUCAAGAGGCAGGAGAGGGCGAGGAUGAAGAGAUAGAGGAAGAAGCACUAGGCAUGGACGCAAAGGAGGAACAAGAAGAAGUUAAAAAUAAAGAGAAGGAUGUGGUUGCUGAAGUUGAUGGAAGUGAGGAGGAUUUAACUGACCCAGAGAAAGGGCCACAUGAGGACAUGGUGUCAGAGCCUAGUUUGAGCUCUCUCGUCAAAAAGAGUUCUAACCCCACAAUGGACCGCUAUCUGGACCCAUCCAGGCCGUAUAAAUGCACCAUAUGUUCAGAAUCUUUUACUCAGAAAACCAUUCUUCUGGUCCAUUUUAACUCUGUGUCCCAUCUUCACCGGGCCAGACGAGCCCUGCAGGACUCUGGCACAGGUGUUGCUCCCCCCGAGGCUCCCCGUGGCCCAGAUCCAAGACCCUAUCGCUGCAGACUUUGUGGAGUGGGCUAUAGCCAGAGCUCCACACUAGACAUACAUCUUCGCUCUGUUCUUCAUCAGACUAGAGCUCGUGCUGCCCAGAACCCAGCUCCACAGACACCAUCGUCUAGUGUAACUGUUCCAGUGUCAGUCUCCACUAGUGCCACUCAGCCUGCGGCCACCAGAGAGGAGAUAUCCAAGAAUUUGCCUUUCACCAAGAGGCCAGAUGUAAUAAGCUCUUCAGCGUCUGCACUAUUAGGCUCUGGCUUAGUAGUUGAGACCCAGCAGAAACUCUCUAACCAAACUGACAGCCAGCAGGCUAAAAAGAGAGUGGCAGAGCUUCUAGCGUCAAGAAACCAACUAAUGCUAAUACAGCAGCAGCAGUUAGCCCAGGCACAGGCCCAAGCGCAGUUACAGCAACACACAGCUCUGCUCCACUCCCAAGUGAUGCAGCACCUUCCCUUAGGGCCAGAGAAUCUCCUUAAACAACACUUCUCCCUGGCUCCAGACAGCCUGCUCUCUCUGCAGCAACAACUUCUUCUGCCUUUUUACUUGUCAGGAGACAUGAAACUUGACAUGAGCCCAGAACUUGGUCAGUUACUCUCUGCCAACUUUAUCUCAAAAGAACAGGUUAAGGUAGAGGCUAAAAGUGAGUCCCCACCUCAAAGUGAUGAGAAACAAACCCAGAGACAAAGUUCAAACUCAGCUGCUCAACCUAAGGAUCAUGUGCAGUGUGAAGCCAAGGUUGAAGCCUGCAGUGGAUCCUCCAUGAACCAGACAGAAAGAGAACACAGAAUUUUUUGUCUUGAGGACAAAAAAGAAGAAAUACAUGUCAAUAUGGUUAAAAGUGAGAGUCAAAAGGAGGGAACUGAUUCCUCCUCAUUUAAUCUUCUUGGAUUGCAGUGUCCGCCUCCCAGAGUGCCCUAUGCAGCUGCAAAUGGGGAGCCUCUUAGAGCCCUACUGCAGAGUUAUGGCUAUGAGUUGGCACUGCAAUAUAUACAAAAUAGACAAAGACACCAGCAGCAGAUAGCAACUCGAGCAAUGCCUGAUAAACAAGAACGUUGUAAUCUCAACAAGAUGGAGGUGAGCUUAGAGGAGGAAAGAAAUGAGUUUAGUGAACCACAGGAUGGAAAGAUGGAAGGCCGUAACAAGGAUAACAAAAGAGUAGAAGGCAAUCGAGAAAGAGAUUGCUUGCCACCAGAGAAAAAGCAGAACAAAGAUGAGGAAUCAGCAAACAGAGAAAAAAGAUGCUGUGAAGGAGGAGAAAAGUGUAAAGACUGUGGCAAGUUUUUUUCAGAUGCCUUGAUUUUAAAAAGCCACCAGGAGUACAUUCACCGGAUGCUGUUUCCCACUGCUGCACUGGAGAGGUUUUCCAGAAAUUACAGGCUGCAGUAUGACCAGAUGUACCCCCUCACACAGCCUAAAUCUGGGGAGAAUUCAACUACCUGCCCCCAAGCUGCAGCCUCAGCCCCAGCCACAUCCUCCGAGUCAGAAGCACCACUGGAGCCAGUUAAACCUCAAGUUAAAACCCUUGCACCCUCACCUGUACCCUUGGUGACAGAUACUGUAGCCAAACCAUGUGCUACAGCUACAGACCUGACACCAUCUGGCCCUGCAGUUUCUUCUCCUCCAUCCCCUUUGCAACCUCAAGAGUUUCCACAACAGGAGACACCCAUCCCAGGCACAUCUGCUUCAGCUACUUCUCAAAACACAUCCUCAGCUAAGUCCAUAUCUCUUUCCUUACCUAAAAUACCUAUGCUCUCUCUGCCCUUGCCCCAGCUUCCUAUACCCCCACUGCCUCUACCUAAGCUUCCCCUACCCCCCAUUCCUUUUCCCAUGGAGCUACCUCUCCUCCCUCCAGUUGUGAUGCAGUCUGUGGCUCUCCAGCCCCAAUCUUGGUUAGACUCAAGCGUGAACCCAGAGCUGGCAAAACUCUACCAAUCUCAACUUAAGCCAGCACUGCUAGGGCAGCCGCCUCAGCUUAGUCCAGCUUUGCUAGCCCAGCAACCCCAGCUCAGCCCAUCUUUGUUAAGCCAGCCUCCACAGCUCAAUGCUGCGAUGCUGGGGCAACCAUCCCAACCCAGCCCCAUCCAAACCGGACAGCAAUCACAAGUCAGCCCGACAAUACUUGAACAGCAGCAGGGUAAGAGAACCCGAACACGAAUCUCUGAGGAGCAACUGACUGUUCUAAGGAGACACUUUGAUAUUAACAGCCUCCCCAGUGAUGAAGAGAUCAACAAGAUGUCUGUUCUGUCUGGUCUGCCUCACAAAGUCAUCAAACACUGGUUCCGCAACACCUUAUUUAAAGAGCGCCAGCGAGACAAGGAUUCCCCUUACAAUUUUAAUAACCCCCCAACCACAGCCCUGGAGGAGUGCAGGGAGGAAGUAGCACAAAACCAAGCUCUGACACUUUCCCCAUGUUCACUGUCCCCAGGCCUCCCAGCCAACAUCUCCCCACAGCCCCAGACAGCAGACCUUCAGAGAGGAGAGCCCCAUAGGGGUCGGCGCUCUUCCCGAACCCGCUUCACGGAGCAACAGCUGGAGACCCUGCAGGGGGUGUUUGAGGCCACUCCCUACCCCAGAGAGGAAGAAUAUGACAGAUUGUCUGCUAUGUUGACUCUCCCCAAUAGAGUCAUUGUGGUAUGGUUCCAAAAUGCUAGACAGAGAGCCCGCAAAAAUCAAGACCGGGGUACAGAAGAUGGAAUAGAGGGGAAGAACCAGCUUGACAGCAUUCACAGACAGAUAAAUGGCUGCUUCAAGAAUGAUGAUGAUAAUGAGGAUAACAGUUGUGGGGAUGAAGGACAGGGUGACUCUCAAAAUGAAAACUCCAUGGAUCUGACUUACGAGUAUUACACCCAACCUGAUUCGCCCUUCCUUGAUUCUUCCACUCACUUCACAGAAAAUGAGCAUCUAACAGCCAAGGGUGAACCAACACCUGUAACCAGGAAACAGGAGGAUAAAACAAGCUCUCCUCAGGCUGACAAGAGCCCAGCUCUUGUUCAGAAUCGAGAUGGAAUUUUAGAUGCAGACAUCCAGCGUAAAGAAAUUGUACCCACUAUGAAAACAGGGUCCUCUUCACAACCUAACCCCAAGGUGCAGCCUGAAAGUACUCCAGAAAGAUCCCAGCCUUGCUCUUCCUCCUCUUCACAAAAAACAGUGCCCACGAUCCCGUCUACGUCUCAUUCCGGCCAGGGGCAUAUGCCCAGUCCUCCCUUUGAUCAAGCUCUUGAAAAGCCUGCUGAGCCAUCACCCAGCCUCCCUUCUGCUCCAGAGUCUGAAAUGAGCCACAUUCGGCUGCCUGAUGCCACCUCUGGUCUAUCCACUGAAACCCAGCCACAAAACCAGCUCCAACUGCAAACCCAGGCUCAGUUCCAGUGCAGCCUCUGCCCAAUGUCCUUGCCAUCAUUCCAGCUGUGGCAGGAGCAUCAGACCAUGCACCUCCUGGCAGCUCAGUCCCAGGUCCAACUCCUCCACUCUGGCUUCACAGACCGGACCAUGCCUUACAUGAUGCUCCACCCAAACCACACCCUGAUGGCCAGCCAAAUGCUUUCAGGUGCUAUGUCCCAGAUGCACCCUAAUCCCACACAUCCCAUGAUUUCACACUUAAACAGCAUACAAAUUAAGAACACACUCUCUGAUCACUCAAGUAACACCCUUACCAGCCUCUCUCAAAGUUCCCUGACACCUAUGAAGCAGAGUGCAAAGCUUAUAUCAGAAACCAGUUUUGAAGGUCAGAGGGGUAGUAGAGAGAUUGAGGAGGAGCACAGAAGGGAUAAGCGUCAGAGAACCACCAUCACCCCAGAACAGCUUGAAGUGUUGUAUCAGCGCUACAGUUUGGACUCAAACCCCACAAGAGGAGUCCUGGAAAGCAUUGCACGAGAUGUGGGCCUAACAAGACGUGUGGUUCAGGUGUGGUUUCAGAACACACGAGCCAGAGAGAGAAAAGGACAGUUCCGGUCAAUGGGGCCAGGAUCCAGCUUCAGUUUGGGUUUGAACCACCUGCGUUGCCCAUUCUGCAGGGCUCUGUUCAAGGUAAAGAGUGCUCUGGAUGCCCAUAUAAAGUCACGCCACUGGGCAGAGGCAGAAAGAGCAGGCUACAACUUAUCACAGAUUAAUGGAUCCAGUGGGCAGAUUGGGUUUUCUAUAUCUUCUGUCAUGGACAGACCAGGCCCAUCUAUCUCCUCCAACCCUAUCCCAAACCCUGUCUAUGUCAUGAACAACAAAGAAUUAACUAUGAAGCCACCUGUGACCUCUUUGUCCUCAACCACUGAUCUGAACAACCCUGAGGAGGAUGAUGACUAUGAGGAAGAUGAUGAUGAGUACCAAUGUGAGGAGGGUUCCAGUAUGGCUGACCAAGAGUCUCCUAGUCCUGAGGGAUCUGGGGGUCCAAGCUCAGAUUGGGGUGAGACACAAACUCUGCAGCAGCAGCACCACCAUCAGCAGCAGCGCCAAAGGACACAGAUGAGCCACUUCCAGGUACUCCAGCUCAGAGACUUCUACAGAAGCCAUCGUACACCCAACCGACAUGAGUGUGAGGCACUAGGCCAGGAGUUGGGACUGCCUCACCGCGUGGUGCAGGUGUGGUUCCAGAAUGCCAGAGCCAAGGAGAAGAGGGCCAGGAGCCUGAGCUCUGACUCUGCUGAGAGGGAACAGGCAGAGCUGUCCGCAGGGGCAGGGGAGAGAGACAGAGCUUAAAGAAGCAGACCAAGGUCCCUUUGCUUCCCUCUACAAUGUUUUCCCCAUAACCCCUCCUGCACCUGCUGUCGACCUCUAAACAGAUACCCUGUCCACUUUGCUGCCAAACCUGUAACCUGAACACCCCAAAGAUGCAGAGCCACAGUGGCCCAAAGAGAGACUCUCUCAACUGAAAGUAGGAGAGAGCCCAAACCAAGUCCUCUCUACCACAGCUUUCCUCUUUUCAUAUCUUUAAAACUCUUCCCUGGUCUGUCCUUUCUUGUUGAAAAGAGCUCCUCUCCCUAUUCCGUCAGACACCUUACUACAACCAAACACCACCUUGAUAAAAACCAACCAGAUGCCACAGAGGCCAAAGAGCAUUCUCCAAGUAUGUGACCUCACUGCCCAGCUAGACCUGCAGUCUACCUCUCAGUCUGCAUGACAGACUCACAGUGGGCCCUCCACCAGACAGUGCUAGAUGACUAGCUGUGUAGCAUGUAGUGCCAGUCUGCACAAGACUGGAAAAGAAAUUGUCAAAGAGAUUUUAGUGUAAAUAGAGAGCUCCAAAAGAUAAACUUGAAGAAAAACAAAGCAGUUAACAGUGGAAGAAGAAGAAGAAGAAGAAAAUGGAAUAAUAUCCUUGAAAUAGAUGGAGGUAUUCGCAUAGAGCUUUUGUAAAGACUGACUCAGAUUCCAAAGCUCGUAACCAAAAUUUUACAUGUCUGUGGAUUUAGUUUCAACAUGUUUGUUUUCAAUAACAAACUGCAGAGCUGACGUCUGUAUGGUGAAGGGGUGAGAUCUGCAGCUGGCAUAGGUAAGCCGAGUACCAAGAGACUGAUAAGGUGCUAGGAUGCAGCUUCACCCUCCACAAGCCAAUGAUGAGUCUUCUGUUGUACAUGUACACCUUCUAUGUUCCUUUAGUGGAUAACAGCCCAAAUAGCACAGAACGUAAAGGCCAGUUUGUCCUGAGAGGGGCAAACUAUUUUUUAUAGCACUCAACCAUUAUGCUGUACAUGAAAACUUUAACCAAACUCAAAUUUACAUUGUGUGUGUUUAGUAAUAGUUUCUUAAUAUAAAUCUUAUGGAUUGAGAUAAACUGUCUUGCUUCGAUAUAAUAGUGUCAUGAUUAUGAAAAGAUUAUGACAGCUUUGAUAUGUUCAGGCAAGGUGACUUACUGCCUUUCCGUUCUAUUUGAAUAUACCAAUGGCUUACCAAUGUUAUGUGAUUAAUGUAAAGCUUUCUAUGCUCAGGUCAACAGCUCAACAUGGCUCCGCUUCAAAUGUGAUCUUAAUACUGUAUUUUUCUGUUUUUAAAACAGAAGAAGCAUGGUUUAACCUUGGACUAAGUAUUAGAAGAUAUCUACGAAAACAUCUCUGUAUUUCAAAGAUCUGAGCUUUUCACCUUUGAGUAAUAGAUUGUUACAAAAACCUUAUUGAAACUAAAGUGUUUAAUAGUGUGAGGGGUAAAUGUACAGUAUUUAGCUUUUGUAUGGUUGACUCAAGACUUCAUUGGAUGUUUGAGACAUUAGCUCCCUUUUCCACUUACAGAUGGGGAGCUACUGCGCAAAGCUGAGAAAAAACUUUGGAUGUUAUUGAUGUUAUUUUUGUACACUUAAUUUAUUUUCCCUCUUUCUCCCUCCCUACCUGUUCUCCUCUUUUUCUCUCUACCUUUCUUCCUCUGUUCAUUUGCAACCAGUCAUUAUUCUAACUGUAAUAAUGAUAAUAUAACAAUAAUAGCUAAACAAUAAUUAAUGCUUUAAGACAAAAAUCCAAAGACGUGAUAAUACUUUAACCAUAUGACCUACAAAAAUAAGCGCUACUGUUUACUUGACGAUGUACUGCUGUUUUUAAAGAAGGAAGGAGUCCCUAUAUCUAAGCUACUGUUUUCUGCCUCUCAUAAGCACACUGGAGACUGUAACCAAAACCCCAAACUAGAGCCAUGGCAGUCUGUAAUAUAGCGGUUAAAGAGUUUUACUUCUCUUGAGAAACAUUGCAGUUUAUUUUUCUUUCUUUUUUUACCAUAGUGUUGAACUUCAGCCCUUAAGGAUGUCCAGUUUGCUGCUAAUGUACUGUAGUUUCUAACGAUACUGUAGAAAGAUGCAUGCUCUGAUCGCUUUACCACUAGGCUUUAAUGACUACAAACUGUAAUGAUACCUGUGAUGCUGUUGAUAAACUGCUCCUCUGUUAUUCUGUUGAAAACAAAUGGAUAUGUGGGGCUCAAUUCCAUCAAGUUUGUUUUCAGUAUCCUGUUAAUUACCCCAACACAGAAGAUAAAAAUGGCUUUCGUAAUACCAGAAAUAUUUUUUCAACCUUACACUUUCAGAUAAACCUGCUUGGGGCAUUCAUUUCUCAAUACUUAUGGAGAUACUGCAUAGCUAUUUGAAGGAGUUCUGCCCCAAACCUUCCACUGGUAUGGUGUCAGUCUUUCUGUGUUGCAAUGUCUCUAGUCCAUUUGUCCAGCUAAAACAGCUUUGCUGAACUCAGACUGACAUCACAGCCAAUCUUCCAAAGGAUGUGGACUGACUGAUAACUCUGUCAUGUUUUGUUCUUAAACUAACCAAUGUUUACGACAAUACCAAUGAGCUUUCUUCUGUACAGAAAUGUGCAUUCCAAAUACCACAAAGGCAGUUUUUUUGUAUACUGAUUAUUUUAAAUUUAAUUUCUCUUAUAUUCUCUUGAUCUUAGUGACUGUAAGAUGUACAUAUUGGGGUCCUCUAUGGUGAAGGGACUCUGUUAUCCUUACUGUAGGUAAAAGUAUUCUUUUCAUUUUUUUCUGGAUAUGUUGUUGCCAUAGUGAUGACCAAAAAGAUACCUGUGAUGUGCACCUGUCCUUAUGUCCUGCUCCAGUGGUUUAGUGUGUCUCUAUUCUCUCCUUCCCCCAGUUUUCCCUUACUGGUGUGUGUUUCUCUUCCUUUCCUUCCCCAUACUCCACUGAGCUAAAUAAAGUCUGCUUUGGUGCA
Seriola aureovittata is the source of this 11859-nucleotide messenger RNA. RefSeq names its product zinc finger homeobox protein 3-like. Gene Ontology annotation, biological process: regulation of transcription by RNA polymerase II. Gene Ontology annotation, molecular function: RNA polymerase II cis-regulatory region sequence-specific DNA binding; DNA-binding transcription factor activity, RNA polymerase II-specific. Bases 402 to 8921 code for a protein of 2839 amino acids. The transcript has 11 exons. Gene Ontology annotation, cellular component: nucleus. The record is from RefSeq and is a predicted model, not a curated record. Lineage: Eukaryota; Metazoa; Chordata; Actinopteri; Carangiformes; Carangidae.